Messenger RNA from Drosophila willistoni, 871 nucleotides. RefSeq lists its product as uncharacterized. Bases 1 to 771 code for a protein of 256 amino acids. The record is from RefSeq and is a predicted model, not a curated record. The transcript has 2 exons. NCBI's taxonomy places the organism in Eukaryota, Metazoa, Arthropoda, Insecta, Diptera, Drosophilidae.
AUGACUACGACACACCUUCUUUCAAAACGUGGCACAACGAUUUCCAAAGCCUUCUUUGUGACUUUAGCCAUUGGUUUCUGUAUGGUUGCUGCGGAUGUAUCCCAUUUGCCAAGCAGCUAUUUACCACCACCAAAACCCGAACAUGCCGUCUCCAUGAGCAUUGAACAGCAGGAAUUACGUGAGCUACCCGAACAAGUGGAAUAUAUGAGAGAUGGAGAGAUGGACAAUAGCCAAAUGGAUAUGGAUACAAAUAUGAUGGGAGGCAUGACCAUGCCUAUGCCCAGUAGCCUACUGACACCACCAGCACCAGUUGAGUCGGAGGCUGAUAGCCACUCAUUGCCCACCCGUUAUUUGCCCCCAGCUCAGCAAAUGAAUCAAGCCCCAGGACAAGAGGAAGAAUCAUUCUCUCAGGCAGCAACACCCACUGAACCGGAGCCUCUCAUGCAGCCAGAAGCUGAACAGCAGCAAAUGCCAAUGGAUUAUAUGCAAUAUUUACCUCCUGCUCCUGUCGAUGGGUCAGCUGGUCAACAGCAAUUGACCUAUCAGCAGUAUCAAGAGCAACUCCAACAGCAACAGCAGCAGCAGCAGCAGGAACAGCAACCGCAAGAAUACCAAAUGCCAUACAUUCUCGAUGUAGUCCAACAGCCCAUGGCUCCUUCCGAUGCUGAGACUUUGGCCUAUGAGGAACCACAGCCAGCUCAUGAAUUGCGUAACGAUGGCUAUCACUACAAAUCACAGACGGCUGAAGAGGAACAGCGUCUGAGGCACUAAGUCAAGUCAAUCAUUAGCUGACUCACUGCUCGAUGAUGAUGACAUCAUCAUCAUCAUAAUCAGCACGAAUGAAACAAAUGAAAAUGAGACGCAAUGUCUG